Vespula pensylvanica (western yellowjacket) is the source of this 3785-nucleotide messenger RNA. It is a transcript of the gene Mps1, whose product is annotated as probable serine/threonine-protein kinase mps1. Gene Ontology annotation, cellular component: kinetochore; nucleus; spindle. Lineage: Eukaryota; Metazoa; Arthropoda; Insecta; Hymenoptera; Vespidae. Gene Ontology annotation, biological process: protein localization to kinetochore; meiotic spindle assembly checkpoint signaling; mitotic spindle assembly checkpoint signaling. The transcript is spliced from 8 exons. The record is from RefSeq and is a predicted model, not a curated record. Gene Ontology annotation, molecular function: protein serine/threonine kinase activity; ATP binding; protein serine/threonine/tyrosine kinase activity. Bases 785 to 3406 code for a protein of 873 amino acids.
UAUCGUUUAAAAAUACAUUGUAGUCUAGCGUCCUUUUGAAUUUUCAAUUUAUGGUCCUAAGAAUUGAGAAAUUAUAGUGGGAAAAUUCAAUCUAAAAUUGAGAAUGUUCUACCAAUGUGCCAUCUGGCGUAGGAUAGAUAUGUAUAAAUAAUUUUCCACGUACGCGAGUCGGACGGUCUUUCUAUCGAACGUAUUCCAUUGAUAGAUUAUUAGAGCCUAAUGGCUCGAUAUUCCUGCGAUUUUUAAUCGAUUCCUUUUAUAAGAAAUUUAAAAGGGAUGAAACGUUUCUUGUACAAAUAGAAGAGAAGAAAAUGAAAAGAUGUAAUGGUCUCGCAGCGCCCUGGCAUCAACCAAUCGGAAUGUUUUUUGAGGAUUUAAAUUUUGAUGACGUAAUAAAGAAAUAACCGGUAGAAAGUAAAUGAAACAGUUUGUAUUUGAAAAUCCAAAAUAUGGACACUGAAUGGUAUUUAGGAUUAAUCACAAUGUACCAUUUGAUGUAAUAACUUAUUCUGACGUAAAUAUUCAUUUGUAAUUGUAUUUUGUUUAUACCGUAUUUUGAUUUUUCUUUUUCAUCGAGGAAACAUAGAGAAAAUUGACAUUUCUUUGAUGCUACAGGAGGAACAUUGACAAGUGCGCGUAUGAUGGUGUUUCUAAGUGAACAAAAGCAGAUUAUUCUAUUAUUUCUUUUUGCUUGGUCUUCUUCCAGAAAUAUUCUUAUUUUAUUACUUUCGUGAGAACAAUCGAUUGGAAAUCACUUGAAAACAUUCUUGCAAAGUUUUAAAUAAUGGAAGAUCAUUCUACUAGAUCAAGUUUUGGUGCUGGUGGAUUGCACGUACGUCCUAAGUUUCAACCGGUUCGUGUGAAAGCUUUAUUGCAUUUUUGUGAAAGUGACGAUGAAGAAAAUGAAGAAAAUACAAUUAAUUCAGGAAAUGAAACUGACUAUGAUGUUCAAGCAUUACCUUUAAAUGAUUCUGUUCAGGAUGUACGUUGCAACGACGAAUCGUUGCAACAUGUAUCGCAUUCUGGAUGUAUCGAUGGAAAAUCGAAAGAAGUACAUGCUGGUGUUUCUUCGAACUCUUCUUUCAAAGAAUAUUUACAAAGCAAUGAUGAUAAUGAAGCUAAUAGUGAUGUUAGGUUGUCGGUGGAAAUGGAUACCGUUGUGUAUGAUAAUGUUAACAGGACCGAUGAGGGAGAACAAGAAAAGAGUCGCAAAGUAAUAUCUCGUGAAAAUACUUGCGUACAGAAUAUUAAAAACAGCGAUCUCUCGGAUGCGAUACAGCAUGGAAAUUCUUUAUUUCACGAUACGAUAAAAGAUGAAAGGAAUUCUAAUUUAGGAUUGAAAUCGUAUCAAGACAAUGUAUUAGGCAUGAAAGUACAUGAAAAUACUCCGUCGAAUAUCUAUGUUGAACAUAUGGAACAGAGACAAGGAAAUCUGAUUAUGGAAGAAAAUAUACAUAGAGAAAAAUUUGAUCAUAAAAAUGAAAAUAAACCUUAUAGGGAUACAGAAAGCGGUAUUGGACGUAUUGCCUUUAUACUUGCCAACGACAAAAAUACAUUGCGAGAUAUAAACCGUGUAGUUACAAAUCCAUCAAAACCAAAGUCUCCUACGGACGAGAAGUAUUUAAACUCAGAAAAUCUUCUUUGUUCAGAGACCCCAUCUAUUUCUGAUACUAGAUCAUCCAUUUAUUCUGUUUCAACAGCUACCCCUUUAAAACAUACAAAUCUUCAUUCAGUAGGAUCCAUUUUACAAAACAAAUUACAAAGUGACAUUCUAACAAACGCAGCUCAAACUCCAUCAACGAUCCUUUCGACAUGGUCGCAGAAUAGUGCAAGACAAAUGCCACUUCACAGUAGAGGUCUAUCCGUUGUCGAAUCUACACCUACUCCUGCCAAUUCAAUUCUUAUGCAAGGAAUAAGAAAGAAGGAUGAUACACCUAGAUAUUUUUAUCAACGAGAAAAACAACCUAAAGUCCGAACAUUACACAAUAAGCAACUGUCCAGAGUAGAUGAAACUGAAACUGAUAGUAAUAUAUUUGAUGCACCGUGCAAAGAGGAAAAAUCAAGCAGAAAUUCUAUAAUUAAAGAAAAUGUGGAGCAAUUAGAGAAUAAAUUUAUGCAGUCAGAUGUUGGUUCUGCCGAAUCAUUGGAAUCUGGUCAAAGUCAUAAAUUAAUGGACAUAGGAAAAAAUGACGAGAGGAUAAAGAAUGCGAUAGAAGACAUUGUUUCCGAUAAGCAUGCUACAUCCAUCUCUAAAGUGGAAUUAAUGAAUUCAGAAGAACAAAAUGUUAUUUCUACCGAGAGAGAAGUAGAAGAGAAUAUAAAAGAAGUUGUAGGUAAAAUGUCGAACGUGCAGGUUUCAAUACCGUCAAAUUCCUCCGAUUCAAUGGAAAAAUAUAAAAGGAUAAUGAUAAAAAAUAAAGAAUAUUUAAUUCUGGGUACUUUGGGACGUGGCAUGAGCGGAGAAGUCCUGCGAGUACAAGACUUGACAUCGUCCGAAUUACGAGCUAUCAAAUGCGUAAAUUUGAGCCGCAUGGAUAAGGAUUCGGCACAAGGAUGUUUAGAAGAAAUUUCUAUGUUACAUAAACUGCAGGCUUCGUGUAUAGUCAGGAUGUUUGAUUACGAGAUCAAAUACCCUUUAGUCUAUGUAGUAAUGGAGAUGGGUGAUACCGAUCUUAGUCGUUUACUGAAACUGACAUCGCAGGAGAAACAACUUCCAUUAACAAUGAUUCUUUACUAUUGGACAGAAAUGUUGACAGCUGUUAAACAUAUACACGACAAUGGAGUCAUACAUUCGGAUUUAAAACCAGCUAAUUUUUUAUUAGUACGCGGUCGUCUAAAAUUAAUAGAUUUUGGUAUUGCUUCUAAUAUGAAUGCGGAUAUGACCUCUGUUGUAAAGAAUUGUCCAAUUGGCACUUUAAAUUAUAUCAGUCCAGAAGCUGUAAUGGAUAUCGGUGGAAACGGAGAUUCUCCUAAUCACAAUGUUAAAUAUAAAAUAAGUUACAAAUCGGAUGUGUGGUCACUGGGAUGUAUUUUAUAUGGUCUUGUGUAUGGACAAACUCCAUUUCAUCACAUACGUCCUCAAUGGGCUAAGGUGAAUGCAAUAACGAAUCCGAAUCCAAAGAUAGCUUUUCCAACGUCUAUACUUUUGCUCGAUAAAACAGAAAAAUUCGAACCACCUCCCAUUUUAAUUGAUGUGAUGCGUAAAUGCCUCCAACACAAUCCUAAAGCUAGACCUACGGUGGCAGAACUUUUGCAGAUACAAUAUAUACCUGCCAGACAGGAUGUUAAAGCUACGUUGUCUGUACCUCCUGAGAUUCCUCCAAAUAUUUUAAUAAAGAUAAAGCAUGCGUUAAACGAAGAAGAAUGGAGAAGACUGAUACAGGUGUUGGAAAAGAAAUCCUUAUGAGAAAAUAAUAGCAUUGAUGUUGUAUGCCAAUCAUCAUAAUUCAUGUAUAUAGAACAUAGUUGUUAUAUAUAUAUAUAUAGAGAGAGAGAGAGAGAGGGAGGGCGGGAGAGAGACAAAUAACAAAAUGAUAAAUAAUUCGCCUAGCGGCGUAAGACGAACAUAUCAAAUGAUGAAACGAUCAUUCAAAUAUAACGCGAUCAGAGAAGCGUCAAAAAGCGUGCCUGUGUAGUACGUACGUAAAUAUUUGGCAUCGAUGUAAAAUAGGUACGAUAGCAAACGAUAAAUCGAUCUGCAUCUAUGGUAUGUUCAUUAAUGAAAUAAUUAUAUAUCGCAAGAUUAAGGAGAAUACUAUUAAAAUAAAUAUCUUUUUAUUAUUUCA